This is a messenger RNA of Trichomonas vaginalis G3, 576 nucleotides long. RefSeq lists its product as uncharacterized. The transcript has a single exon. Lineage: Eukaryota; Parabasalia; Trichomonadida; Trichomonadidae. The record is from RefSeq and is a predicted model, not a curated record. The coding region runs from base 1 to 576 and encodes 191 amino acids.
AUGCUUCCUUUGCUUGCAUUGCGCACUGCGUAUAACGCAGAUGAUGAUAACAUAUGGUUCCCAAUUCCAACGAAGUUAGGACUCUUACGUAUUGGAAUUGAUAAGAACGAUGCAGAAGAUGACGACAACUGGUAUGUUGGUCUCUCAUACCACUCACCAUGGGGAAAGUUCUCAAUCGGAUACCAUAGCAACGACGAAGAAGAUGAAGAUGACGAAAACAUCAGACUUUGGGCCGAUUUGGCUACAAAGAUUGGACGUUUCUCCUUCGAGUACCACAACUCCGCCGAAGAAGACGACGAAAACAUUCACUGGAUAUGGGGACCUGUUGAUUUCGAUCUCGAGCUCAAUGGUGACAAGAAGGUCGCACAGAAGAAGCCAGUCAGAAUCAACAAAGCUUUAUUAAAGCGCUGGUAUGAGAAGUAUGGACGCCGUGCUUUCCCACGCAUGUACAAGAAGCAUUCUUUACCAAAGUUUUCUUCCAAGAAACAACCUGCUUCAAAGAAUAUUGAUUCUUCCUUGAUUAAGCUUGUCUUGGAUCAAUACAAACCUGAAAAAGGGAAAAUUUAUUGGUAUUAA